Molecule: messenger RNA, 2440 nt
Organism: Sinocyclocheilus rhinocerous
Lineage: Eukaryota; Metazoa; Chordata; Actinopteri; Cypriniformes; Cyprinidae
Product: gastrula zinc finger protein XlCGF57.1-like
Exons: 3
Coding region: 204-2099 (631 amino acids)
Biological process (GO): regulation of DNA-templated transcription
Molecular function (GO): DNA-binding transcription factor activity, RNA polymerase II-specific; RNA polymerase II cis-regulatory region sequence-specific DNA binding
Source: RefSeq, a predicted model, not a curated record
UAGUCAGAACAUUUAAGAAUAUUAACUGUUACUCUGACUGACCUCCCUGGCCAGUGUACUGACUGCUGAACUAGGGAGCUGAUUGAGAGGCAUCCAAAUAUUUCGUUUGGGUUUAUUUUUCUUCCUGUUAAGCAAUGUCAUCUUAAACACGCAGUUUGUGUCCAAACACACAGAACAACUCCAGUUGACGUACUAUUAUAAAGAUGGCGUUUAUUAAAGUGGAAAGUGAAGACAUGAGGAUUGAAGAGGAUUUCAGAGUGAAACAAGAAGAUGCUGAGGAACAAGCAGGUCUGAUCAUACUGAAAGAAGAAAGUCACGAACUGAAUGAAAUGAAAGAGAAAGAUAAGCGUGAGAAGCUUCAUGAUUUCAUAAUUGGAGAAAAAUCCCAUCAGACUGGAAAAACGUCCUCACGAAAAAGAGCUCAAAAGACAGACUCUAACAGUUCUUUUACCUGCUGUCGGUGUGGAAAGAGUUUCAAUCAAAAACAAAACCUUGAAGUCCACAUGAGAGUUCACACUGGAGAGAAAAAAGGAAACCUUAAAAGUCACUUGAGAAUUCACACCGGAGAGAAGCCUUACACCUGCAAACUGUGUGGAAAGACCUUCACAGCAGAACCAAACCUUAAGUAUCACAUGAACAUUCACAAUGGCGUGAAGCCGUUCACUUGUGAUCAGUGUGGAAAGAGUUUCACCCGUAAAGUAACCCUCAAUUACCACGUGAGAAGUCACUCGGGAGAAAAUGGUUUAAUUUGUCAUCACUGUGGAAAGAAUUUCAGUCACAAAGUAAGCCUCAAGACUCACAUGAGGCUUCACACUGGAGAGAAGCCUUACACAUGCCCUCAGUGCGGAAUGAGUUUCACAUUCAAAGCAUCCCUUGAUUCUCACAUGAGAAGUCACACUGGAGAGAGUCCUUACACCUGCAAAGUGUGUGGGAAGAGCUUCUCGCUAAAAGGAAAUCUUAAGACUCACAUGAGAGUUCACACUGGAGAGAAGCCGUUCAUGUGUGUUCAGUGUGGAAGAUGUUUCACACGAAAAGGAACCCUUAAUUGCCACAUGAGGAUUCACUCAAGAGAGGACUGUUUUAUAUGUCAUGAAUGUGGAAAGAGUUUCCCAGACAUGAAACACCUAAACAGACAUGUAAUAACUCACUCCGGAGAGAAGCCUUUUAAAUGCCAGCAGUGUGGAAAGGGAUUCCAAUUCAAUAAAAACCUUCAAACUCACAUGAGAAUUCACACCAGAGAAAAAACGUUCAAAUGCCAUCACUGUGGGAAGAGUUUCGGUUAUAAAGUAAGCCUUAAGACUCACAUGAGACUUCACACUGGCGAAAAGCCUUACACCUGCCAUCAGUGUGGAAAGAAUUUCACAUAUACAGCAACGCUUAAUGCCCACAUGAGAAGUCACACUGGAGAGAGGCCGUUCAUAUGUGGUCAGUGUGGAAAGAGUUUCACACGCAAAGGAAACCUUAAUUACCACUUGAGGAUUCACUCAAGAGAGAACAGUUUUAAAUGUUAUCAGUGUGGAAUGAGUUUUACAGACAGGAAUCACCUUAAGAAUCAUGUAAUAACUCACACCGGAGAGAAGCCUUUCCUGUGCCAUCACUGUGGAAAGACUUGCACAAACAAAGCGAAUCUUGAGGUUCACAUAAGAGUUCACACUGGAGAGAGGCCUUUCACCUGCCCUCAGUGUGGGAAAAGUUUUACACUUAGAGGGAAUCUUAAGACUCACAUAAGAGUUCACACUGGAGAGAAGCCUUUCACAUGUCUUCAGUGUGAAAAGAGUUUCACAUAUCAAAGAGACCUGAAACGUCAUUUGCAAACUCAUUCUGACAAGAAAUUACAGUGUUCCGAGUGUGGAAAGGGAUUUCAGAAAAGUAGCAAUUUCAAAAAUCACCUGCACAUUCACUCCGGAGGGAGACGAUUUCAUUGUGAUCAGUGUAAUAAAACAUUUAUUUUGCCAUCACACUUACAGAUACACUUGAAGAGUCAUGCAGAUGUGAGACGCUAUUUGUGUUCUGUGUGUGGUAAGAGGUUUAAAUGGCUCGGCGAUUUAAAAUGGCACCAGAAAAUACGUAUCUGUGUGAAAUUGAAAAUUUCACCUUAGCUGAAUGCGGGCCAAAUCUGAUUGUCCAGCUUCAUGACCAUUUGCCUCCGUAUACUUUGUCUUGAGGCUUCUUAUUUCCUUUUGCCAUGUACAUAUUAACUUUUGUGGCCACACCUCACCAUCUCCUUUGCUAUAUAAAAUAUUGAGUGGUUGAGCUAGACACCCUCUAAUUUUGAUUCUAUAGAGGUGUGUCGCUCCAUUCCAUAUGUUUAUAUCUCGGAAUCGUAAUAUUAGUUCAACUUCUGUCUUGCUGUGAAUUGCUACAAUAUACAUUAUAAGAAAGACUAUAAAUAAAAGGACACACGCUGAAAAAUGCACAGUUAAAGAUAUGUUAUCUGCCU